Molecule: messenger RNA, 529 nt
Organism: Anoplophora glabripennis (Asian longhorned beetle)
Lineage: Eukaryota; Metazoa; Arthropoda; Insecta; Coleoptera; Cerambycidae
Exons: 2
Coding region: 21-416 (131 amino acids)
Biological process (GO): hemocyte migration
Cellular component (GO): membrane
Molecular function (GO): growth factor activity
Source: RefSeq, a predicted model, not a curated record
UCGAAGACAAGUGAAGUACCAUGCAGGCCGUCCAAGUAGCCCUUCUACUGCUGUUCGCCGUUGGUGUCCUAGAGUGCGCUAACGAGAGGAAGGCUUUCCAGCGGCAUAUAGCUAACGUGAAUUUGUAUCCCUGUGGUGAUCCCCAGCCGAGGGUGUUCGAAGCCGAUAAGCUCAUAUCGAAGGACAUUUACGCAGAAGGGACCAUCAACCCAGCAGUCACAGUUCUGCACAGGUGUUUCAAUGCCGGAUGUUGUAAAAAGAAUACAGAGAGAUGCGCGCCGGCCCAUAUGGAGGAAGUGACAGUGACGUUUUCCGUUCUCCACAAGUAUCUCAAAUUCGUCGACGUCCAAUUGACUAAUCACACGCGAUGUACCUGUUCGAACACGUAUAACGAAAUUGACAACGCUAUAUCAUAAAAAGAAAUAAUAGCCUUGCUAUUAAUCUAUAUCGAUCUGUGAUACGUUUUUUAUUUUCCGUUAUUCCGUUGUUUGGUAUUUAUUUCAUGUAGAAUUAAACGAAUUUGUUUUUA